Messenger RNA from Bombus pascuorum, 2720 nucleotides. RefSeq names its product receptor-type guanylate cyclase daf-11. The record is from RefSeq and is a predicted model, not a curated record. Gene Ontology annotation, biological process: intracellular signal transduction; receptor guanylyl cyclase signaling pathway; cGMP biosynthetic process. Gene Ontology annotation, molecular function: guanylate cyclase activity; peptide receptor activity. Lineage: Eukaryota; Metazoa; Arthropoda; Insecta; Hymenoptera; Apidae. The transcript has 14 exons. The coding region runs from base 789 to 2720 and encodes 643 amino acids.
AAUAGAAUUGGAAGUUUAGGAAAGAGGAGUGCUAUAUUUUUUUAUUUUCUACUACAUUACAGGUAAAUUGGAUUUGCAAGAGAAUUUAUAAUUUAACUUGUGUCAGCCUUAUAUCGAAGGGAUCCGAUGUAAAAGUCGGAAAAGAGGGUUGGAACACGUUGGUGUUCGGUAGGGUUGUCGUGGAUGCGCAUUGGACGUCGAAGGAGUCUAUCGUGUAUCAGCUAACGUUCCUGGAUCACAUCGUCAGUAUGCGGUCGCGCAUUCCAUGCGGAAGCACCUGUUUGUUCUUUCGGCUUCUACAUCGGCUUUUUAAUCUCAAAUCACGUCGAAUACUUCUCACCGUGUUUACUUAUAAUUUAAUACAAUCACUAAAUAUUUAAAAAUCAGCAACAGAAGAAAAAAUCAUAGACAAUAUUUAUAUUCAAAAUUCUUGAAUUAAGAUCGAAGAACAAUCGAAAAGAAAAGAGAGGGUGAGAGAAAAAGAAAAGCACCAAAAUAUUUCGAUCAAAAGAUCCUUAAAUAUUAUUAAAUGCUUAAAAGGAAGAUUAGAGAAUUAACAGAAUAGUUCUGAAAAUUAUCGAUUGUGAUCAAAGGAGAGAAAGAAUUGUUAGAUACAAUCGGUGCAACCGAAUAACGAACAAAAUACAGGGACAAAGUAUCGUUGAGCGGGAAAAGGAAGCGAAAACCGAAAGAAAGAGCGAAGGGGACGAGGAUAGUUUUAACCACGAGAGAGGAACGUCCUCGUGACUUCAACCACGUGUCUCUCGUGGUCCUCGUUUAAACACGCCAUGUCACCGCGUAAUGGCUCGUGCGUGGCGGAAGUAAGCUCGGUGAGGAGUCUCUCGUCGGACGAUGUCUCGGCGACGAAGACGAACCGAAAGAAGUCCUGCUGGGCACGUGCCACGGAUCCGGCUCAUCGCCGUGGACGACGAAUUCAACUGCUACAAAUGCUGGUGCUACCAUUCAUACCGAUCCUAGCGUUGAUCGUUCAGACAGCUAACACUCUCCAUGACAUUCUGAUCUAUCGGCAGGAGGUUUCUGACAUUGAAACGCAGGUAACAAUCGCCACAGACUUAGGGAAGGUUGUCACGCGAAUGCAGCUCGAAAGAUCUGAGGUUGCAUUCUUUAUUUACACUAAUGGCAGCACUCUAAGGUCGAACUUGACGCAGAGGUUCGCCAUAACCGAUCAGGCUCUUCAUAACAUGACUACGUGGCCCCUGGUCUCGGUACCGAGGGAUGAGAGCAAGACGCAAACCUAUGACGUGGUCAGCAAAGAGGCCUUCCAAGCACGCCUCGAGGAUUUCAGGCAGAAGAUAAGUUCAGAAGAGAGCAGCAUUACCGAAGUGAUGGCGUGGUAUACGAGCGUGAACGCGGCGAUGUUAGACCAUCUGACUAAUCAGAUCAAAGAGACGGAUAAUAGUGGAGUUUGGAGGUAUCUGAUUGCUUUUAAAAAUUUGCUGAGGAGUAUUGAGAGCUUGGGUAUUUCUUCCGUGUACGGAAUCAAUUACUUUGGACGUGGAACCCUUGUGGGGGACAAUUACGUCAGCUACGUUCGCCACGAUAUUCUUGGACGUGAUCUCCUCUCUGGAUCUCUCACAUACGUGCCUUCUCUUAAACAUUUUUACGCAGAACUCACCAACUCGAUGUCAGACUAUGGGAGAAUUAAAUCUAGACGAGAUGAAAUCCUCCAGAACCAGAAGAGGAAACCGAGUGUUGAUGAUGCUAUCGCUUAUUUCGACUCAAUGGCUACUUAUGUGGAUGAGCUGCGUAAACUUCAACGAGAAUUACGUCACAUGAUCCGGAAUUAUGUGAAUUCAACUUUACAAGAUGCGAGUAACAAAGAAGUUGCUGGGAUAGCUAUAGUCGUGCUAGUGUUGGUCGUUUCUCCUAUCAUUAUAAUACUAGUACGUAAUGCGGUUGCGACGAUACAAAUGUACGCAGCCAAUUUAGCGCAAAAGGCUCGGGAACUGAAGCAGGAAAAAGGGAAGAGUGACACGUUGCUUUUUCAAAUGUUGCCUCCUAGCGUCGCACAGCAAUUGAAGCAAACUCAACAGGUUCCAGCGGAAUAUUACGAAGCAGUAACCGUAUACUUCAGCGAUAUUGUUGGGUUCACAGAAAUAGCUGCGGAGAAUACUCCUUUAGAGGUUGUCACCUUUCUAAAUUCGAUCUACAAGUUAUUCGAUGCGCGUAUCGAAUGUUACGACGUAUACAAAGUUGAAACUAUUGGCGAUUCAUAUAUGGUCGCCUCUGGCUUGCCUGUUAGAAAUGGGGACAAACACGUAUCUGAAAUAGCGACAAUGGCCCUCGAUCUUCUAGCAGCUUCAUCGGUAUUUCAAGUACCAAAGCGGCCCGGUGAACGUCUUCAAAUACGAAGCGGUGUUCAUACAGGACCCGUAGUUGCUGGAAUCGUGGGAAGCAAAAUGCCCCGUUAUUGUCUCUUCGGGGAUACUGUGAAUACGGCCAGUCGUAUGGAAUCAACUGGAGAAGCGCUACGAAUACAUAUUAGCCUAGAAAUGAAGAAAGCUUUGGAUGCGGUAGGAGGUUUCAAAAUCGCACAUCGCGGUUUGGUAGAUGUCAAGGGGAAGGGAUUAAUGGAUACGUACUGGCUGGAAUGCAAAGACGGCGGAAUCGCACGGGCAGCGGAAUUAGAUCUGCCCUCGUUCUUCGAAGAUGUGCGACCAGUUUUCAUACGUCGUUUACGCGAAGAAGGUACCCUUUGA